Molecule: messenger RNA, 2804 nt
Organism: Calypte anna (Anna's hummingbird)
Lineage: Eukaryota; Metazoa; Chordata; Aves; Apodiformes; Trochilidae
Gene: KIF9
Product: kinesin family member 9
Exons: 22
Coding region: 251-2623 (790 amino acids)
Biological process (GO): microtubule-based movement
Cellular component (GO): microtubule; kinesin complex
Molecular function (GO): microtubule binding; ATP hydrolysis activity; microtubule motor activity
Source: RefSeq, a predicted model, not a curated record
GCGGCCUAGCUCCCCUGCGGCUUUCCGCCUGAGCAGAGGGGGAGAAGGAAGAAACUGUGAAACCUUUUGGAAUAUCAGAUGAAAGUAAAGUUGGAUUCAGUGCAUGCUGUGAGGAGCCUCAGGAGCUGGCAGCACAGACCUGGAGGAACAUCCCCUGCAAACCUUCACACCCAGAAAAUGACAAAAAAAAAAAGCAAAUCCAUCUCAGAUCCCCACCAUCACUUUGCUUCAUGAGGCAAAGAGAAGUAAAAUGGAUGCAGAGAGACAAAUCCAAACCUUUGUGAGGAUCAAACCCACGUCUCAGUUUGCUCAAGAGCUGAUCAAGUUUGGGCCAGACAAGAAGAGCAUAGAUAUAUGCCUGAAAAAAGAUGCCAGGAGAGGAGUGGUGAACAACCAACGCACUGAUUGGUCCUUCCAGGUGGAUGGAGUCCUGCACCACAGCACCCAGGAGCUGACCUACCAGACUGUGGCUGAGAGAUUAGUGUCUGAAGCUUUAUCUGGCUACAGUGGGAUCAUCAUGUGCUAUGGGCAGACAGGGGCUGGGAAAACCCACACCAUGACAGGAGCAACCACGGAGUAUGAGCACAGAGGGAUCAUACCCCGAGCUCUGCAGCAGGUCUUCAAAGCCAACACCCAAUCCUUGGAGCCCUUCCUAAGCAUCCGAGUGUCCUACCUGGAGAUCUACAACGAGACCUUGUCUGACCUCCUGUGCUCCCCCAGCAGCCAUGGCAGCUCUGAGACACAGCUGGCUGUGGUGGAUUGCCCCCAGGGUGUUUAUGUCAGGGGGCUGUCUGUCCACUCAGUCAGCCACGAGGAAGAUGCUCUCAGUCUCUUCUUUGAGGGUGAGAGCAACAGAGUGAUGGGAGAGCACAUCCUGAACAAGAACUCCUCCAGAUCCCACUGCAUCUUUACCAUUUACCUUGAGUCUCAUUUCAGAGGUUUCUCAGAUGUUGGGUGCAUUCAUUCUAAAAUCAACUUAAUAGACCUGGCAGGCUCAGAGAGACUGAGCAAGACUGGGUCUGAAGGGCAGGUUCUGAAGGAAGCCUCCUACAUCAACAAAUCUCUGUCCUUCCUGGAGCAAAUCAUCAUUGCCUUGGCUGAUCCCAAGAGGGAUCACAUCCCCUUCAGGCAGAGCAAGCUCACCCACAUCCUCAAGGACUCUCUAGGGGGAAACUGCAAUACUGUCCUAGUGGCAAAUGUCUGUGGGGAAGCUGAGCACAUGGAAGAGACUUUGUCUUCUCUGCGUUUUGCUGCCAGAAUGAAACAGAUCUCCACUGAGCCACUCAUCAGGGAGAGACAUGACCAUGAGGAGACCCUGAAGGAGAUUCUGCUGCAGCAGGAGCUGGCCAUGCAGGGCAGCUUGACAAACCGUUCCCUGGUGACUUACGACCCUCUGAGUGACACCCAAAUUGCAGAGAUUAAGUCUCAAAUCCACAGAUACAUUCAAGGAGAAAUUGAUGAAAUUGAUAUUGUGAACAUCAAGCAAGUCCAGGAGGUGUUCAGGCAGUUCAAGCUGAUUGUAAAACAGCAGGAGCAUGACUUGGAGGCCAGGUUACGGAACCAGUACGUUCUGAUUGACAUCAGUGACUUUGCUUCUCUUGCUGCUCUCCAGCAGGCUGGUGUGGUUGAUGUGGAUGGUCAUUUGUUGGAAGAAGAGGAUGGAUGGGAUUUUGGGGCUAGAACUUCUUUUUCAUCCACCAAACAUGCUGAGAGGAGGAAAUCCAGGAAAACCAACGAGCCCAGGAAGGAAGGAAUGGAAACCUCUUCUUUUGGCAGAGACAUAACUGGUCCUGCACCAUCAGAAACUCAGGGAAUCAUUUCCCCCAAGGAUCUGGCUGGGAAAGAGGGAGCAAGGAAGGACCCAGCCAAUGCUGAGGCAGAGCUCUCCAGGUCAGCUCCUGGGGAGGAUUCCCAGCAGCCCAGUUCCCCUCCACCCAAGCCCAGGGCAUUUGAGCAGUUUAAGGAGGAGUCUGGCAGGGAGCUGAACCAGAUCUUUAAGGAGAACAAGAGCAUCCUCCGUGCCAGGAAGAAGAGGAGCAGUGCAGUAGAGCAGAAAAUCAACCUCAUCAAGAAGGAGCUGAAGGACACCAAGGAGGCUUUGGAAGCUCUGCAGCAGGAGAGGAUGGAGCAUGGACUCUAUGUUGAUGAGAGAGGUCAGAUCAUCACUGAUCAGGAGGAAUUCUUCCUCACUGAGAAGCUGAAGGAGCUGCAGGAGGAGCAGAGGGAUGGGUGUGCUGAGCUGCAGGACCUGCAGGCAGAGAUCCAAGAGCAGCAGCAGUUGGUGGAUCAGUGCAGGAGAACUCUCAUCUCAGAGUUUGAGGUGUGGUACAGUGAGUCCUUCCUUAUCCCCCAGGAUGUGCAGGAAGCUCUGAAGCCCAGUGGCAGCAUCAGGCCUGGAAUGAUUCCCAUCAACAGAGUCCUGUGCCUGGAGGAAGAUGAUCAGGAGAGGUACAGGAGGAUGCAGGAGACAGCACUGCCCCACAGCCCAGCUUCUGUCCCCUUCUACAGGGCAAAAAUGAAGAUUGACCAAAAGCACUCAUACAUCAGAACCAUGCUGUCCCUCCAGCAGAUGCACAAGAAACAUGGGAAGAAGCAGCCCCUCUCCUUCCUGCAGGUUGGGUAGCAGAUCCAAGGCACUUGCUCCAUGCUGUCACCUCAGGAGGUGCCUCCUGUUCAUGUCUGGAACAGAAUAAUCAAAAAUAAACAGUAGGGAAAAACCAAACCACCCAACUUUAGUGCUGCUGAAGUCACAGACAGCUUUGUGUUGGAAGGAACCUUAAUGCUGACCCAGUGCCCCCCCUGCC